CAACGGUGAAGCAACAUGAGCAGGUUUUGCUUGAAAUAACUCCGAUUUUGAUAUUUGUAAAAGAAGAGAUUAAUCCGUAGAUGAUGGAAGACCUUGAAGUGUUCUAAAAUCAGUUUGAGAAGACAUUUCGAGAUGACAGACUUUGAAAAUCGGCCACCCAGUGCCGAACUGCCGACUCCUAGCUCCAGGAAGAAGGGACGACGGUCAUGGUUCACUCCUGGUCGGACAUCCAUGCUUGCCAUGGAAAUCAAAUGUGAGAGGAAUAACCCAGUGGAACCAACUGAACCGGAAGAAGAGGAAGCUGACCUACUGGUUUUGUCACAUUUUACGAAUCCUCCGCGAAUGGACUUUGGAAAAAUGAGACCCGGGAAGUCGAAAUCCAAAACAUUAAUCUUGCGCAAUCCGCAUGAUUAUGAACAGGAGGUUUUGAUCGAAAAGUUUCCAUUCAAGAAAGACUUCUAUGUUGACUUUACAAGGUUUAUGGUUGGCCCAGAAAGGGAGGUCCACCUGGUGAUUUCAUGGACUCCUAUGAGCGAGCAGAAUUGCAGAGAGAUGGUGUUGUUUCAGAUCAACAGUGUCUUCAGGCUGCAGGCUUACUUGUUUGGAUCAGCAGUUGAUCCUCCUAAACCCAGAAAGAGGAAGGCAUGGAAAGCACCAUUUCAGAAAGUCCAAUCUCAUCCAGUUCGGAGCAAAGCUGUCGCAAGUGUUAAAGGCAUGAAAAAACCAACGGACAGGGGACCUCAGCAUGUUCUAAGAUCAGUUCAAAAUGUGAUGCGAUCAAGAUCAGAGCCUUCGAUGGAGACCCCAAAGCGAAGACCCAGGGUUUCGGGUACCAAAGUCCGUGCGAGCCAAGUGCACAGAUUGUCCGGUCGCAAAUCAGAUGAUUUUGUCUCAGAUCAUCGAGAAGUAGACAAAGAUCUGCAUCUAGUACAGAAGAGCCUAAUGCAGGGAGAAGCCAAAACGGGCUGCUUUGAUUUGCAUCCAGCUCUAGACACUCAAGAAGUAUCUUGCGUGCCUUCUGGGAUUGAUACAAACAGGGAGACUUUUGUACAAGUAGCUACGCUGUCCGAUCCACCUUCAAUUGGGCGGGAAACAUUUGCUGUUGUUCAACCUCUGGCGAGUGUUGAGAGACAAUCAGAACCAAAAGUUGAAGAAGUCAAUGUCCCAGAGAUCAAAAUCGAGGAACUUUCUAUUAUGUUUGGAGAUGAGGAGACCGAAUGUGAGACCCCUGUUUUGAAAGAAAAUGUCCGCUCUCUGUACACCCCUCGUUCCAUGAGGAGAUCUUUGACCUACACUAAAGCCUUGCAGUUGACCAUCAGUCCCAAACAGCGGAAAAAGCUGGAAAUGUCCCCUGAAAGUGUGGAGACCUCAGAAGAGAGCGGCAUUGACUGUACGCCCCAGGUGGUGGAUAGUUCAGAGAGUUUUCCCCAGGAUGUCCAGUCUCCAAAGUCUGAGACGUCUGAAUUGAAUGAGUUUGAGGAUUCCCUCAUGCUGAGACAUUCAAAAGGUGACAUUUCUUCCUCAGAUUUGUGUGUAUCAGUUGCAGAUUCAGAAUCGGGAAAUGUGUCUGGUCGAAUCACUGAUUGCACGCCAGUGACUCCCAAUUCCUUCCUCAGGGAGAGCGCGGGAAAUUUGCGUCACUCCGGUGCACCACCCUCGAGCCAGGUUCCAAGUCCUGAUGGAGUCCUCCGUUACAUGCCUGUGACACCAAACUCCUUCCUUAAGGAGAGUGUGGGAAAUUUGCGUCACUCUGAUGCACCACACUCAAGCCAGGUUCAAAGUCCUGAUGGAGUCCUCUGUUACGUGCCUGUGACACCAAACUCCUUCCUUAAGGAGAGUGUGGGAAAUUUGCGUCACUCUGAUGCACCACCCUCAAGCCAGGUUCCAAGUCCUGAUGCAGUCCUUGGUUCCAGUAUCCCACACAACGUCAUGGUGAAGCAGUUGGAGACGGUCAAAACUUGUGUACAAGGUCGUCUGUCGCUUGGUGUACCUGCAUCUCCUCCACAGUCUCCAUGUAAAUGUAGCCCCAAACCUCUCUUCACUAUUGGUACAAACUUCCCUAUGCAUAGUCCAAAGGGAUCUUGUAUGCCAAGGCUUAGCGUCGAUUUUGGACAUAAACUUGUGAAUAGUGGAACUGUUACGAAAGAGUCAAAAUUUGCGCUAUCUCGGAAACCAUAUGAGAACACUGUAAAAUCUCCUGAAGAUUGUGGUAUUUCUGCGAGACUGUUCUGUCCAUCUCCAACCACCGAGAGGAGGGAAAUCUUCAUCAGCCCCUCCCAGCUGAAUCCAGCCAGCCUGGAGAUUCCGCACACCCCUGAUCUUCUCAUACGACGUAUGACGGUCACCAAGGACAAGCCGUCAGUCCUGAAACCAAAUGGGGCCAACUCCUGCAAGAGGUUGUUCCCUGGUGCUGUGCAGGAAGAUGAAUCGGAACCUGACACCUUCGAGGAGACAAUCGUGCCACAGUCACUCCAUGAUGAGAGUAUUUUCAGUUCGUCAUCAGGUAAUUCUGAGGAGAAGUCUGUGACUGAGUCAUCAGUUAGUCAGGAGAACUCAUUUGCACCCGUAUCUAGGAAAAAUUGGCAACCACCGCCCAAGAAAGCUGUAAAUACAUGUCGAAGUGAUGUUGCGAAGUCAGACAUGGUUGUCUCUGAGCGCAAACGUAACACUAGGCAUGGAUUCACUAAGGUGCAAACUGCUAGUGUCCCCGUUGCCAGUCCAAUUCGACCCAGACGGUCAGUAAAUCCAAAGCCAGCACCUAAGAAAAGCCCUGGCAAACGAGAGAGCAGUCCGCUUUCAAAGAAAGGCCCGGUCGUCAAGAAGAUGAAGAAGGAGCUGGCUGAAGAAACGCAGAAGGUUCCAUCUCCGAAUGGGCGUAAACUUACGCGUACAGAGCAGUUGAGAAUAGCUGCUGCUGGAAAAAAGAAAACGGUCCAUGAUAAACCUAAGACAACUAGCAUCAGAGUCAGAGGACCCGUGAAGGGUGUCGCCCAGGGAAGACUGGUGUUGAAUAGGAAGUCUGAAACUGUUCUUCCAAAACAUCCAAUGCCAUUCGCCUCCAAGAACAUGUACUACGAUGAAAGAUGGAUCGAGAAACAGGAACGGGGCUUUACCCGCUGGUUGAACUUCAUUCUGACUCCGCUAGAUGAUACAGAGGCUACAAAACAAAAGGUUGAUGCAAGUAAACUUUGCGUUGACCCCAUGAAAUACAAUGACAAGCUCGCGCCAACAAAAGAAGUCCUGUCAUUCCGUGCAUACACAGCUCGCCGUAAACUGAACAACCUGCGCCGGGCUGCUUGUCGGCUGUUCCAGUCUGAUGCGAUAGUGACUGUCAUUCAGAAGGUUGAGCGAGAGAUCGAAGGUGGGAGAUUGGCAGUGAGAAAGGAUAGGAAGCUGAGGGCUGAUCUUGGCAUCAAGCAGCGAAUCCUUGAUAUGGUGUUGUCUUACAAUCCCCUGUGGCUCAGGAUCGGUUUAGAGACAAUCUAUGGAGAGAUCCUCCCAAUUCAGAAGACCACUGACGUUGUUGGCCUCUCUCGCUUCGUUUUCACCCGAAUGUUGGAGAACCCAGACAUCGCCAAGGAAUACGCCCAUCCAACAGUACCACAUCUCUUCCGAGAAGGCUACGAGGAGAUGCUGGCAAAGUUCACGUUGAAGAAGUUUCUGAUGCUGGUGUUUUUCCUGGAUCAAGCAAAGCAGCGCCGUCUCAUUGACCAUAAUCCUUGCCUCUUUUGUAAGGAUGCUGAUUUCAAGACAAGUCGGGAUCUCUUGAUCCAGUUCAACAAAGAUUACCUAAGUGGAGAGGGAGACCUUACCAAGCAUCUCAGUUACCUGAGGUACAAUGUGUCUCACGUCCAAACUGCCUUAGAGGAGUACGACUUUGCUGUGACAAACUUGGCCCUGGAUUUGAGGGAUGGCCUCAGAUUGACGAGGGUUGUUGAGAUGUUGACCCAAAACUGGCAACUGUCAAAAAGCCUCCGUGCUCCAGCUAUCAGUCGUCUUCAGAAGAUACACAAUGUCGAAGUCGCCUUUAAGGAGCUAACCACCCGUGGUGUAGAGCUGGAAGGUCUGCGGGGUGGUCGGGUCGUGCCACGGGACGUCGUGGAUGGACACAGGGAGAAGACCCUCGGGGUCCUGUGGCAGUUGAUCUUCAAGUUUCAGGUCGAUUUGUUGAUUGAUGAAAGACAACUCCGAGAGGAAAUUGCAUUCCUUCAGAACAACUUCAGAAUCCAACGUGACCUUGCAAAGGUCAGCGACGACUUAGAAUCACGGUACCUUGGCCUUCCCCGGGAUCAAGAUGCAGCUGAACAGGAACUGUACUUCCGGAGUGAGCGGCUGAAUCUCUUGUUGAAAUGGUGCAAAGCUGUCUGUGCCUAUUAUGGCGUAUCGGUUGAGAAUUUCACGGUGUCUUUCUCCGACGGACGUGCCCUCUGCUAUAUCGUCCAUCACUACCACCCAGGUAUGCUACCGUCUCGUAACAUCAACCACCAGACGAUGUUGACCCACGGCCAGAGAGAUCAAGACCAGGAUGAGAGCGGAGACGAGAGUUUGGAUGGUGAUGCACCAUGGGCUGGAACAUUCAGUCCAAGUACCGGGAAGCCAACCAUCUACAGUGAGUUGCUGGCGAAUGAGAAGGAGAACUUCAAAGUCCUUUAUGAUUCUGUUUCAGAGCUCGGCGGUGUUCCCAUCAUGGUGAAAUCAACAGACAUGUCCAAUACCAUCCCAGAUGAGAAAGUGGUGAUCACAUAUGUGUCGUACCUGUGCGCGCGUUUGCUUGACAUCCGGGAGGAGGCAAGGGCAGCCAGAACCAUCCAAGCUGCGUGGAGGAAGUAUUGGCUUCAUAGCAAGAUCAAGCAUAAUCGGGUCAAACUGCAGGCUAUCAUCACCAUCCAGAAAGCUUGGAAGUUGUACUACACUAGGAAGAGAGCAAUCCUGGAGGGUCGUGCUGUCAUCAGACUUCAGGCCGUCUGGCGAGGAUACAGAAUACGCAAGUUGAUUGCUGAGCAGAAGCAGCGUGCUCUGUUGGCAAAGCAGACGAUGGCUGCAUGUUGCAUUCAGACGUACUUCCGAUCCUACCUGACGAAGAAGAAGUACAAGCAAUCAGUUGCAGCCAGUAUCAGGAUACAGUCCACUUGGAGAGGGUACUGGGCAAGGCAACAACUCCUUAGACAGAGCACUGCUGCAACCAUCAUACAAGAGCAGUACCGUGCUAGGUGUGCCAUGCUGCAACAGAGGGAACACUUCCUUCAGAUGUGUAACGCAGCAUUGGUAAUACAGACGGCUCUGAGACAGCAUUGGGCUAGGAAGUAUGCAACGCAGCAAAGGGCUGCUGUCCUGAUUCAGAGUUGGUGGCGAGGUCAUUGUGCGGUUGUUCGCUUUGCCAGAAUGAGAUGGGCUGCAGUUACGCUGCAGGCAUUCGCAAGGAAGAAUCGAGCCCAGAUGGAUUUCUGGAGGAUGAAAAUUGCUGCCUACAAGAUUCAGCAAUGGUAUCGUGCUGUGAGAGCUGGCCGAGAAAUGAGGGAAGAGUUUGUCCUGAUGAAGAAUGCAGUAGUCACAAUACAGACGAAAGUGCGCAGUUGGUUGGCCAAGCAUUUGGAAACAAAAGUGCGUGCAGUUGUUCUUAUCCAAGCCACUUACAGGAUGCAUCGGGACCGACUUGCCUUCCUCAGGAAAAGACAUGCUGCCGUUAUGAUUCAAGCAUGCUACAGGAGACAUGUUGCAGUCAGAAGUUACCAUCGAAUGAAAUGGGCAGCCCUCGUGAUUCAAGAGAAGUUCAAUGCUCUCAAGUUGCAGAGAGUUUGUAGGGAGGCAUUUGUCAAUAAUGUAAAUGCAGCUGUGACGUUGCAAGCAGCAUUCCGAGGCUACAUGGCUAGAAAGGCAUAUGAACGUCUGCUCAGGACUGUGAUCAGACUCCAAGCUGUUGUGAGAAGUAAUAUUUCCAGACGAAGAUACCUCAAGAUGAAGGAGGCAGUCCGAGUGAUCGAGGAGCGCUACUCGGCUCAACGUCUUGGGUACCAACAAUGGCUUGUGUUCAAUAUCCAGAAGGGUGCUGCUAUAACAAUCCAGGCGGCAUGGAGAGGCCACGUCAUUCGCCAAGAGUAUUGCAACAUCCGUUCAAGCGCUCUUGUUAUCCAGUCUUACUUUAGAAUGGUGAAAGAGCGUUGUGAAUUCCUGCGCAGGAGGGCCGCUUGCAUCAUCAUACAGAACUCAUACCGCAGUUUCCUCUUGACAAAGUCAUGUCAGACCGAAUUCUUGAGAAUGAAGAACGCUGCUGCGACCAUCCAGGCAAGCUUCAGAGGUUGGCAGUGCAGAAAGAGUCUCCUGAUCAAGCGGUCUGCUGCUGUUUGUAUACAGAAAAAUGUACGGUGUCACCAAGCCAAAUUACGUUAUAUUUGUGUGCGAAAUGCAGCUGUUAGUAUCCAGAGAUGCUACAGAUCCGUUAUCGUAGCUAGACAACAGAAGCGAAAUUGUGAACAGGUUUUACGGAGUACUACCACAAUCCAGGCCAACUUUAGAGGCUGGCAAUGCAGACUUAAAUUCCAAAAGAUGAGGUCUGCUGCCAUCAUAAUACAGAAAUAUGUGCGUUGUUUACAAGCCAAAGAACGAUAUGAAGGUGUGAAGAAUGCAACAGUUACAGUUCAAAGGCGCUGGAGGGCUACCGUUGCUUCCAGGAAGCAGGAACAGGAGUAUUGUCAACUUCGACAGAGCAUCAUCAGAAUCCAAGCUCACGUAAGAUGUUAUUUGGCGAUAAGAACUUACCAGGAGAAAAGAGAAGCCUGCAUCAAGAUCCAGAGUGUCCUGAGAGGGAACCAGCAACAGAAAAAGUAUCAAAAGCUGAGGGCAGUGGCUGUAAUGUUACAGCGAAGGUUUAGAAGUUUCCGACUGAGUCGGAUGCAACACCACGAGUAUUGUGCUAUGAGGUCAGCUGCUGUGAAGAUUCAGUCCGUUGCCAGGGGUUUCCUACUUAGGCGCUGUCUGAUGGGGCAGAAUUGUGCAGCUGUCAUCGUCCAGGCAGCGUAUCGGUCUUAUGCUGCUCAGAGACGUUACACUACCUUGAAGCGGACAGCGUGGUUCCUGCAGCAGACGUUACGCCAGACGUUACAAAUGAAGAGGCAAAGAACAGAGUUCCUUCAGAUGAAACAUGCAGCCAUUUUGAUUCAAGCUGCUCUCAGAGGUCACAGAAUGCGAAGGCAUUUGCAACGUCAACAUCAAGCUGCAACCACGAUCCAGGCCUACUUCAGGUCAUACAAGGCUGAGAAGGAAUAUCUUAUUCUCAAAAUGUGUGCAAUUUCGAUACAGAGGCAUUACAGGGCAUUAUUGGCGACGCGACAACAGCGGUAUGAAUAUCUCAUCAUGAAAGGGGCAGCUAUUACAAUUCAAGCCUGCUUCAAAGGCUUUCUGGUGAGGAGACAUCUGCAGUGGAAACACGAAGCGGCGGUUAAGAUUCAAGCUUACUACAGAUGCUACAGAACUCAGUGCCGUUAUCUUGCCUGCAGAAGAGCUGCGGUCACAAUCCAAAGACGUCACAGGGCAUUAUUGGCCACGAAGCAGCGACGGUAUGAAUAUCUGAUCAUGAAAGGUGCAGCCAUUACGAUCCAAGCUUGCUUCAAGGGUUACUCAACAAGAAAAGGUUUGAAGCGACAGUACAAUGCGGCUGUAUUGAUCCAAACCUUCUACAGGAGCUACCAGGCAAGGGAACAGUAUCUUGCAUGGAGAAAUGCUGCUCUAACCAUCCAGCGCCAUUACCGGGCGUUAUUAGUAACAAGACACCAAAGACAUGGAUACCUGGUGUUGAGAACUGCUGUGGUUUCCAUUCAGGCUUUGUUCAGAGGGUACAGCACAAGGAGAGAUUUGCAACAGCAGCAUGAUGCAACUCGGAAGAUCCAAACCAGCUUUAGGAGAUACAGGGCCAGGGCACAGUAUGUUGAGUUUAGAAGUGCUGCUGUUACAAUACAAAGACAUUACAGGGCAUUGUUGGUCAUGCAAAAUGAAAGGUAUGAUUAUUUGGUUCUGAAAGGUGCAGCGAUGACGAUACAAGCUUGGUACAGAGGCUACCAAGUACGCAAGGAAGUCAAGGAAAUGCACAGGGCAGCGACCAGAAUUCAGGCAUGGUUUAGAGCACAUCGGGCCUGUCAGCGAUACAAGACAUGCAGAUCAGCUGCUGUCAUCAUCCAGAGAACAUUCCGCAGUCGUCUGCUUGUGAAAUGGGAAAGGGAGGAGUUUGUUUCAAAAAGGGUGUCUGCUUGCCUUAUUCAGGCAGCAUUCAGAGGCCAUGUUCAGCGGUCUAGGUUCCAGAAAAUGAAGGAAGCUGCAGUAAAGAUUCAAGCUUGUGUCCGGAUGUGGCGUGCAGAGACUGUUUACAAGAAAACGCAAACAGCUGUUGUUGUUAUUCAAGAGGGCUACAGGAAUUACGUUGUUGGAAAGGAAUGUAGACGGCAGUAUCGAGGAAUACGACGAGCCGCAUGCAGAAUUCAAGUCGCUGUCCGAAGAUUUUUGGCAAAGAGAGCGAGUCAGAGACAGGCUGCUGCUACAAAGAUCCAAGCUUCGUGGAAAAUGCACAGGUGUUGUUCAAGCUAUCAGAAACAGCAACAAGCUGUGAUGAAGAUUCAGGCGACCUGGAGGAUGUGCCUGGCAAGGCGUGCUUUCAUCAGAAUGAAAUCAGCUGCUCGGGUCAUACAGCGUCGUUUGAGGGCCACACUGUUGGCACGUUUAGUGCAGAAGGACUUUUUAGUGUCGGUCGGCGCUGCGAUUACCAUUCAAGCUAGUGUACGUGCCUUCAUUGCCCGUAGGAGAUAUAUGAGAUCUAGAGUCUUGAUUGUAAACUUGCAGGCUAGAGUUCAGUCUCUUCAGAAGAGACGAGAAUUUGUGCGGUUGAGAAGUACUGCCAUGCUUCUUCAGUGCAGACGAAGAGCAUGUGUUCAAGCAAGAGAAGAAUGUCUGAGAUUUGCCAGUCUGAAAAUGGCUGCCAUUUCCCUGCAGGCAUUGUGGCGUGGAAGACAGGCAAGGAAUCGAGUUAGAAGAAUCCGGGCAGCAAUCUUGAUUCAGUCUGUCUUCAGGAUGCACCGUGAGCAGCUGUGUUAUCGUGGAUGUGUCAACCUCGUAACCAGGAUGCAGGCUGCAGUGAGGGGAAGGAUCCAGAGGGCCGUGUACAGGAAAGUGACGUCUGCUGUCGUGGUCAUCCAAUCUUGGUACAGAGGAUGUCGGACGAGGAAAGAAAUCAAGGAGCAAAUGAAACUGCGAGCAGAGCAUCUGACGAGAGUUGCCUCUGUACUUCAUUACAAUCUUGUUGCAGUCCGAAUACAGCGAUGCUUCUGUCGUCACCGGGCGCUGAAGCUUGCCAAGGAGAGGAUGCACAGUGUGCUACUAAUACAGGGUUGGAUGAGAGCCAGACUUGAAAGACUCCACUUCCUAAAGAAACGAGCCUCUGCCCUAAAGAUCCAGGCUGCUGCACGCCUGUGGCUGAAGCGGCGAGAACAGGCUGCAGUUCAGAUUCAGGCGGCGGUCAGAAGAUGGCGAGAUCGGAAGAAUAAGGAGAGGAGGAUGAAAUCGGCUAACCUUAUACAGGCAUGGUACCGAGGACACAAGCUCCGUAACGGAAUUAAGAAUGUCAAAAUCCAUCAAGCACGGAAGCGUAUCGCCGUGGCGAACCGAGAGGCAACAGAGGACAAGAAGCUGUGCAACCGUACCACAUCUGCUCUGGAAUAUCUUCUGGUCUGUCGACAGCUCGCAGCCAUCUUGGAGGCACUCAUGCACUUAGAGGUUGCCACGCGUCUGUCGCCCCGCUGUUGUGAAAGAAUGGUAGAAGACAACGCUGUACCGGUACUCUAUACGCUCAUUAACGGCUGUAACAGGAGCGUGGCUCAUAUGGAACUCAUCAGAUAUACUUUCGAUAUCUUGCUCAACUUAGCCAAGUAUGACAAAACCAGAGAUGGCGUGUGCGUUGAGGGAGCCAUUGAUACGAUUAUACACCAAAUGCAGAUCUUCCUGGGGAAAGGCAAUAUCUUCACAAAGGCGUGUACACUCCUUGGAGUCCUGUCCCAAGACAAGCAUAGAAGAGAGGAGAUUAUCGAGAACAAAACUUUAAAAGACAAGAUCUUGAGCAUCCACGCAAUCACCACCCGCAAACACAAGAUGAAGGAACGGCAGCAGGUCAUCAAAUCCAAGAUGGCCGCCAACAACAGUCUGCUGCACCCAACUCCUUGCAAACAGCCGAAGGUGAUGAGCCCCUUCUGGGUGUUACGUAAAAACAAAAUGAAGGAAAUCAAAGAACCUCUCCCGGCAAUAAACUUUGUGCUGAAUGUGUUACAUUUGGCACCAAAGUCUUGAAUAGUGGACUGUUUUAGACAUGGUCAGUCUUGGAUAUGCCGUAUGAUAGAAUCUCUUCAAGAAAGCAUUGUGUCAUUAGAAAGUGUUUCUAAGAGAAUUGUGUUGACUUUACUUGGAGAGAUUCUUGCAUUUUCUUAUCUGAAAGUGAAUGAAUCAUACCAACAACAGAGUGCGCUGUGUGGGUCAAUGAUGUAGAUUUGAUGUCAUCUGCACUGCCUCUGUAGGGUUUAGUUAAGUGUGGAAAUUAUAUUUUGAAUGUGGGUUAUGUGAAUGAGAAUUGACUGUCCAUGUUUUGUAAAUGCAUUUCAACUUCAUGAAUUUCUGUUUGUAUUUACAUCGAGAUCCGUUUUUGUAUUCAACUCUUCGGAACAGAAAAAAGCAAUUCUGCCGUAGUUGACGUUUUGAAUGUUUUGUAUUUGACAAAGGUGUCUUUUUAUGUUUCUAAGAAAGCAUGUUUUAUUAUUCCAGAGUGUGUAUAUGAAUAAGCUAGUUUUAGUUGUCUAUGCUUUUGCCCUUGACAUUUUUUGAGAGAUGCUCACUUUGAACACUUCAAAACAGAUCUUUUGUGUUAAAAAGAUAUUAUCAGAUCUAUGAAUGUGCAUACUUUCUUACUAAAACCAUGUCUUUAAUGUUUACUGUUUUGAAACAAGUGACAAAUAUUCUGUUUGUAUUAAUCAUGCACAAUAUGUGUACAUGUACUCACUGAAAUGAACAGAAGUCAGUCAUUGUGAGAAAGAAUAAAAC
Molecule: messenger RNA, 11067 nt
Organism: Lineus longissimus
Lineage: Eukaryota; Metazoa; Nemertea; Pilidiophora; Heteronemertea; Lineidae
Product: abnormal spindle-like microcephaly-associated protein homolog
Exons: 20
Coding region: 133-10323 (3396 amino acids)
Biological process (GO): spindle organization; establishment of meiotic spindle localization; mitotic cell cycle
Cellular component (GO): spindle pole
Molecular function (GO): calmodulin binding
Source: RefSeq, a predicted model, not a curated record